Messenger RNA from Dioscorea cayenensis subsp. rotundata (Guinea yam), 798 nucleotides. RefSeq lists its product as uncharacterized. NCBI's taxonomy places the organism in Eukaryota, Viridiplantae, Streptophyta, Magnoliopsida, Dioscoreales, Dioscoreaceae. The transcript has 4 exons. Gene Ontology annotation, cellular component: mitochondrion. Bases 32 to 508 code for a protein of 158 amino acids. The record is from RefSeq and is a predicted model, not a curated record. Gene Ontology annotation, molecular function: protein-folding chaperone binding; zinc ion binding. Gene Ontology annotation, biological process: protein import into mitochondrial matrix; protein folding; protein stabilization.
GAGAGAGAGAGAGAGAGAGAGAAGACGAGAGAUGGAUGCUGUGAUCCUUGCCAAGCCUUUGAUUCCCAUGGUUUGCGCCUUCACGGAGGCACGCCUAACCUCUUCUUCGUUCCUCUCUUUCCCUGUCUCCACUCCUAGAAUCGCACUCUUGAGCAUGAGGAUGCCUUUGCUGAAAAGAAGAGACAAAAUUGGAUUUUUCUUGAAAGCCAGUAAUUCAGAGGACAAUCAUUCUUCUAAUAGUUCUUUUUCUUCUCCUUCUUCAUCAAAGGAGGUUGCUUUUGACAUAAAACUCCCCAGAAGAAGCUUGCUUGUGCAAUUCACUUGCAAUGCUUGCGGUGAAAGGACUCAGCGGAUGGUGAAUAGAGUAGCAUAUGAGCGUGGCACUGUUUUUGUGCAGUGUGCAGGGUGUCUUGUAAAUCACAAACUAGUUGACAACCUAGGUCUUGUUGUGGAGUAUGAUUUGAGGGAGGAGGUCGAUGCAGACUCAGGUGAAACAACAAUCGAUUGAACUGCCAUACAACUUUGACAAGCUAUGGUCUGAGGAUGCUCUCUUAAGGAGAAGUUCUGUUUGUUUCAAUAGCUAGAGGUGUUCUUCUUAAAUCUAGAAUGAGAUGCAGACAUGACACGUUUCUCAACUCAAAUACUGAAUGCUUGUUGGAGCCAACCAUUGAUAUCUUGAGUCUGUACUCAAAUCCAUCUCUUUCUUUUUAUAUAUCUAAUCUAUUUUAGUGCUCGGUUCUGAAUGGCAUAAGCUGACACUGUCUUUCUAUAUAAUGCACACAAGCAAUAAAAUUUUCA